Amphimedon queenslandica is the source of this 949-nucleotide messenger RNA. RefSeq lists its product as uncharacterized. The transcript is spliced from 6 exons. The record is from RefSeq and is a predicted model, not a curated record. Gene Ontology annotation, biological process: signal transduction. Gene Ontology annotation, molecular function: protein binding. Bases 36 to 680 code for a protein of 214 amino acids. NCBI's taxonomy places the organism in Eukaryota, Metazoa, Porifera, Demospongiae, Haplosclerida, Niphatidae.
CUUUAAACAAAAGAUCAAGAGCAGCAAAAGAAGAUAUGUCUGGUAAUAAGAGGAUUGAGAUAGACUCUGAAGAUCCUUAUGACAGCAAAAACACAUUUAAUAAAAGACAGUCCUCUGAUGAGAAUAGCAAAUCUUACUCUAGUAGUAAGAGAAUUCCUACUGAUGAUAAAGGAAGACAACCUCAAGGAGCUGACUCAGUAAGUAAGAAAAGGAAACUAAAUGAAGAUCACUCAAGGUUUAAAAUGACUGUCACUACAGAAACACAAAGCUAUGAUACAAGUGAAGAUAUUUCUGCAAAUAAGAGACAGAAAUUAACUGAUACUGAAAUGACUGACUAUGAACCAGUUGGGUGUACAUCUAAUAAUGAAAUACAGCUUCAAGACUGUCUCAAUGUUACUCUGAGUAUUGGUGAUUUGGAUGCUGUGUUUGAAUUGUUAUCAAAUUCAUUUAAUCGAUGGAAGGCAUUAGGACUAAAACUGGGUAUCAAUUACAUCACACUAGAUAAUAUUAAAAGUGAGGAAAACAAGGUACAAGAUUGUCUAAUGGAGAUGCUAGCUGCUUGGUUGAGAAAACAAGAUAAAGUAGUCAAUCCUACUUGGAAGCAACUGAUAGAUUCAUUGAGAAAAAUAGGAGAAAAUGCUCUUGCUGAGGAAAUAGAAACAAAAAUUACAAACCAAUAAAUAAUUUAUUAUGUCAUACUAUUUAUAAAUGUAAGCUACAUUAAUAACCAGCACACAAGAGUCAUCAUUAUUUUUACCCCUUUUAUAUGCAUUAUUUGAUCACUUGUUUUUUUGCUACACAAUCACUUAUCAUUACACUUUUGUCACUUAACAUUAAUUUUUUGUUUAUAAAUCAUAAAACCAUACAAUUUUGAUAUUUAAAAUAUUAAAUAGAAAUUAUUAUAAUUAUAAUAGUCAUUUCACAAAUCAUUUCUUGAAGGAGGAACAAU